GAGCAAAGCGCCGUCUGCGCCUUUCCUUACGCAUCUUCAUUCCCGGCUGCUGGUGGAAAGGUGAGCACAGGAUCGGUCCCAUCCUCGGAUGUUUCUCCCGCCGGGCUCUGUUAUGUUUUCCGGACAAUCGAGCAUCAGGGGAUUCUGUUGAUUUUGAGUUCCGGCAACUUUUCUGAACUUCAUUUUGUGGCGCAACGAGGCAGCUAAAUUUAAAGUUGUCUCAUAAAUCGGCGUCGGCGCGCUCAAGUAUCACAUUACGACCGAUCUCUUGUGCUAAUGAAGGCGCGUACAGAUGCGCUGACCCAAACUUCGCUCUGCAUCUUGUCUGUAGUUAACUGAUGGAGACUGCUGGACGCACUUUUUUCUUUCUGUGAAGUUCUUGCCAUCCGCCGAUGAUGGACGGCGGACAGUCACCGGGGACUUUCGCAUCUGACCGCGCGUCUUUUACCAACACACGAGCGGAAGAACCAUGAUUUCUCCGAUGAAAUCCAGGAGCUUAUCCGACAACAGCAGUGCCAUGGGGAUCAGAAAUGGGUCAAAGAGGCAACAUCCUGCCAAACCCAUUUUUAUUCUGCUCCUGCUCAUUUUCACACCCAGAGUGGAUUCAUCGUGGUGGUACAUCGGAGCCCUGGGUGCUCGGGUGAUCUGUGACAACAUUCCCGGCCUGGUGAACAAGCAGCGGCAGCUCUGCCAGCGGCACCCGGACAUGAUGCAGUCCAUUAGCGAGGGGGCCAAGGAGUGGAUCAAAGAGUGCCAGCACCAGUUCAGACACCACCGCUGGAACUGCAGCACGCUCGACCGCGACCACACCGUGUUUGGCAGGGUGAUGCUGCGAAGCAGCAGAGAGGCAGCAUUUGUUUAUGCCAUUUCCUCGGCCGGAGUGGUCUACGCCAUCACCAGAGCGUGCAGUCAGGGCGAGCUCAAGAUCUGCAACUGCGACGGUCUCAAGCGUGGCCAAGCGCGGGAUGAAAAGGGCAACUUUGACUGGGGGGGCUGCAGCGACAACGUCAACUACGGCAUCAAGUUUGCCAAGGCUUUCGUAGAUGCUCGAGAGAAGAUGGUGAGGGACGCCAGAGCGCUGAUGAACCUGCACAACAACCGGUGCGGUCGGAUGGCAGUGAAGCGCUUUAUGAAGCUGGAGUGCAAGUGUCACGGGGUCAGUGGUUCCUGUUCUCUGAGAACCUGUUGGCUGGCUAUGUCUGACUUCAGGCGAACCGGAGACUACCUUCGGAAGAAGUACAACACGGCCAUCGAAGUGACGAUGAACCAGGAUGGGACCGGCUUUAUGGUGGCUGACAAGGAUUUCCAGGGAACCACCAAGAAUGAACUGGUGUAUGUGGAGAACUCCCCCGACUACUGUGUCAGGGACCGCAUGGCAGGCUCUUUGGGGACAGCCGGCAGAGUGUGCAACAAGUCCUCAAGAGGCACAGAUGGCUGCGAGGUCAUGUGCUGUGGACGAGGCUACGACACCAUGCGCGUCAAACGUGUUACCAAGUGUGAGUGCAAGUUCAAGUGGUGCUGCGCGGUGGAGUGCAAAGACUGUGAGGACGUAGUGGACGUUCACACCUGCAAACCACACAGGAGGCCUGACUGGCUGGACAUAACUUAGAAAAAAGGAAUGGCCAAAAAAAAACAAAAAGAAACAGGCGCAAUGGGCUCAAGAACUUGUUCUAAAGAUUUCCUAUUUAAGUGGAGUCUUGUGACUGUAAAGCUUUGGGGUUUGAUGCGUUGAUCCCUCUCGACGCAAGGACUUCCUACAUCUUGAAAAACUGGAAAGAAGAAGCCAGCUGAACAAGACCACUCAUCAAAUACCUAACUAUUUGUUAUUAAAAGGUUGAAUAUAUUGCUAUACUGCUAUAAUUAGACAAUGCCUUCUUACCUGAACAUGGGAUACAUAGCCAUAAUAACAUAAAUACUGAAUGAAAAGUAACAGUUAAAAUAAUGUUUGACAAGGUCUCACUUAUGAUGAUGCUUGACCCCAUUGCAUGUUGUUGUUUUUAUCCUGAAUAUCUGAGCAUUGGGAGUGAGCUGGUUGGCAAAAAAUCUUGCCUUAAUACAGCGGUAUUAACAGUUUUACCUUAAAACAAUUAUGUUUAGACAACGUUGCCUCUCAUAGACAUUGUGAUGAAUUAACCAUUCAGAGGUAUAAUGUUGCCAGAGCCAUUUUCAGUCCUAAGUAAGUAAUGGGUAGGUGCUGUCAAUGAAUGGGCAAGAGUUUUCUUUCUGGGAAUUUUGUUACAUUAUCAACUAUCAGAGAUGUUAAAUGCAAGAGACUCUGAAAGAAUACACAUUUUAUGUUAUUAUUUCUUCUUUUACUGAGGAUUCAGAAGACUUGUUUGAGAAAACAAUUGUAAUCCCAUUUUAGAGGGUUUCUGAAAACUGUAACACCUCUGGGUGUAUGUUACCAUGAAUGGAUUUCUCCUCAGUGACUAUUGCAGUUGUAAAGCUGAGUAAGAUAGACAGUAGAGAUUUUGCUGUGUGGUCGUUUUCAACAUUCUUGCCUUACAGGACAAAGACAGCCUUAAACGUUGACACAACCCACACAAAUGUGAAUCUAUAGUUUCUGGGAUUAACAACUACUGUUCAGGACAGCACACUAAUUGGAAACUGGUCCAAUUUACAUAAUAUUAUUAAAAAAUAUGUAAGUGCUUGCCAUCAAACAAUUGAAUGUAGUUCCCAACCUACUCGAAAUGAUCUGAUACAGGCAAGUUACAAAACUGAACUCCACUGCAAGUUCUGGGUCUGACCCCGGGUCUCCUCCUAGGGGAACAUGCACCUUAAAGCUCCAAAGGGAGGUGCACAUUAUUAUCAGAAAUCUGUUUGACUUCUUUUAAAAUGAAGGGUAACAGCCAUACUUUCAGCUCCUUGUGGACAACAAAGCUCCUUUCCCUGUUUCUAAGGGUGAGGCCCGGAGGAUGCUCAUUUCAGCCACAUGUAUCCAAGAGAUGGACAGAUUGACUCUCAAUGAUGCAAGACCAUGACACUUGGCGAACAUUACCUUGGUUUUGGAGACCAGGGCACCCUUCCUGAGUCAGGUGGGUGGUAGCUUGCCUCUGGGCACCUGGCAGACGAGCCGUGGCUCCUGAAGCUUAGCCUGGCUCAGCCCCAAAAGCAACUGGAAGCCCUCCAUGUGGCACCAGUACCUGCGGAGAGGGGCAUCGAUAUUAGGUGAUAGAAAUCCAGAUGUCCUGGAAUCAUAAUUUCACUCUAGGGACACUUGUACAAAUCAAGAUGUCGCGGUGGUGAGUAGCAAAGUGAACCCACAAUUGAGAAACCAGUAGGUGUUUCCAUUACCACACCACAGCACCAUAAUGGUUCUAUAAGUAUUUGCAUGGUACUACACAAAUCACUCUUUUAUAUCAUACACAGUGGCUGCUAAUUUAACUAUCACAAUCUAAAAGUCAGAAGACACUAAAAAUGUUUUUUUGGGGAAGUCAGAAAAUACACUGUGAACCUCAAAGAAGGACAAGAGGAGGGCAAAUAAACUGUUUCAGUUCAGUGGCAGUGCACCUGAGGAGCUGGAUUUAGGUAAACCAAUAAAAAAAGGGACACAUAA
Messenger RNA from Fundulus heteroclitus (mummichog), 3556 nucleotides. It is a transcript of the gene wnt2ba, whose product is annotated as wingless-type MMTV integration site family, member 2Ba. Lineage: Eukaryota; Metazoa; Chordata; Actinopteri; Cyprinodontiformes; Fundulidae. The transcript has 5 exons. Gene Ontology annotation, molecular function: frizzled binding; cytokine activity. The record is from RefSeq and is a predicted model, not a curated record. Gene Ontology annotation, cellular component: extracellular region. The coding region runs from base 470 to 1609 and encodes 379 amino acids. Gene Ontology annotation, biological process: canonical Wnt signaling pathway; cell fate commitment; multicellular organism development.